GACACACAUAAUUUUCCACUCAUUCAGGAGGUUCCAUGAAGAGAAUACACGAACUUCCGCGGGAUUAUCUGUAUGCGAGGAAAUCUACGCUACUGCUGUGAGAUCAGUGUGUGAGAUGAAGAAAAAUCUUUUUUUUUUUAACAGAAAAAAAGUCCAACAGUCAAGUGGCUUCGGGGUUUUCUUGUGAAGCUUCGCAUUUACACGAAAAUAAAAUCGCACAACGCAAAAAUAGACACGAAGAAAUAGGCAUUGGGUUUGUGUGUACAAACAUUGCGAUUGUGCUUAUCACCACGAACACACAGGCAACUUCCGAUUUUGUCUUGGGCACCCGCAGAGAGAUCAAUCCCGGAAUGCUUAGUCAGUGCGACAUUGUGUGUGGUUGGGAUUUAAUUGAUUUUGGAUGGACGACGAGACCAGAGCUGAGGGAGCAUCAAGAUGACCGCUUCUUGCGGCAACCUGACGGGAGCACUCGCACUUGUGCUCUUGAUGCUGUCAGUCGACAGCGGAAGCACCCUGAGAUGCUACGUCUGCUCGUCCCUGAAUAAUGCAGCAUGUGUGGACCCACCGAAUGUGACCCAGAUUGCGGUUAGAGAAUGUGGGCCACUCAUAAAAAAUCCAGUAUGCACCAAGCGGACCACAACGACACCCCAAAUGACAUUCACUGGGCGUCAGUGCCUCUCUGAAGAUAUCUGUGACUAUGCCCUCGAUGUUUCGGGGCAGGUGUCUGAGGAUUGUGCCACCUGCACCACGGACCUCUGCAAUAGUUCACCGCCUCACCACAUGCCCACUUGCACUGUGAUUCUCCUCGGAAUUGUCACCGGGAUCCUCAGGUGUGUGCUGUGGGGGUUGUAAAUCCACUCACUCACUCACCCCCCCUCGUGGCACCCACCCUCCCUCGACUCUUGUGUGUAAAUAAAUAUUAAUAAACUGCCCUGCGCCUGGCAAUCAA
Lutzomyia longipalpis is the source of this 949-nucleotide messenger RNA. RefSeq lists its product as uncharacterized. The record is from RefSeq and is a predicted model, not a curated record. Gene Ontology annotation, biological process: regulation of synaptic transmission, cholinergic; positive regulation of voltage-gated potassium channel activity; sleep. The coding region runs from base 436 to 852 and encodes 138 amino acids. Lineage: Eukaryota; Metazoa; Arthropoda; Insecta; Diptera; Psychodidae. The transcript has 3 exons.